ACUGCGCCUCGCAGUGCCCGCGUGUUGCGUCCGACUCCGCCGCAGCACCUUGCGUCGCAUUGCGCUGUCCCACGCCGGCUGCGCCGGUCCGUCGCCCUCCGUCCGGCGCGACGGUGCAUCGGUCAUGCAUGCUCGGCCUCUCGCUCUGAGAAGCGAUGCUCUGGAGCAGCUCGCCUUCUGGUCGAGCAAGUCUGAGAUGUGCCUCGAUCGAGGGCUUUGCGAUCCUGCAGCGACGCUGUGCUGCGCUGUGAUGACUACAUCGCCUGCAGCUGAGCAGGUCUGCCUCACUACUUUGGAGCCGGCGGCCGAGGCCCGGGCGAGGAGGAGAUGAGCACUCUUACUCUUGCUUCGCUUCAUCCGCGUCGAUGGUCUGGCCAUCUUCGCUUUUACGAGGCUUGGCGCACUGCGUCUCGUUUGCUCCCACCGCGGCCGAUGCCACAUGCCAUUCCCAUCUGCCGUGCGUGCUCCUACACCUCGAAACAUCUCGCGAAGGUCACGCGGACGUUCGCGGGCUGUGCAAGCGCGAGAGCCUCUCGCGCGGCGCCAAGCCCCGGCGGGUCGGCGCUGCACCGCUGCGGCCGCAUGCGCCGCUUCGGCGCUCCGGCGCUUCAAGUCCCCGCAUCCGUCCUCGGGCCUCGGAGAUUCGGCGCCCUUGAUGAACCCAGAUCUGCCCGCGGUGCGCCAGAAGCGUCGUCUGUCAGCGCUUCUGCUAGGCCCUGCAGGCUGCGUCUGACUUGGCCGCUCGCAUUCAACCACGCGAGGGCGCAGCUUGGCCGUGCGGGCUAAGGCCUGCGAAUUUCGAAACAGCAGGCAGAGCCAGAGGUGCGCUUCGCCUUCGCGCCCAUCUUGUCGCCGGCCGCUCGUGGGGCAAAGCAGAAGAAAGCAGUGCAGAGG
Tilletiopsis washingtonensis is the source of this 894-nucleotide messenger RNA. RefSeq lists its product as hypothetical. NCBI's taxonomy places the organism in Eukaryota, Fungi, Basidiomycota, Exobasidiomycetes, Entylomatales. The record is from RefSeq and is a predicted model, not a curated record. The coding region runs from base 328 to 786 and encodes 152 amino acids. The transcript has a single exon.